Molecule: messenger RNA, 1711 nt
Organism: Pseudomyrmex gracilis
Lineage: Eukaryota; Metazoa; Arthropoda; Insecta; Hymenoptera; Formicidae
Product: ATP-dependent DNA helicase pif1-like
Exons: 4
Biological process (GO): DNA repair; telomere maintenance
Molecular function (GO): DNA helicase activity
Source: RefSeq, a predicted model, not a curated record
AUGUCUAAAGAAGCGUUAGAAUCUAAUUUGAGUACAAUAUUUUCUACACUAAGAAAUACAGAACAAUAUUGGCAAAAACCAAGAAGUAAUUUAAAUUGCAUGACGCAACAUUAUGGNCCUGCAACGUGGUUUUUAACGUUAAGUCCUGGCGAAUGGUUAUGGGAUGAUUUAGGAGAUUAUAUACGUGAAGUAAAUGGAUGGCAUGAUUCUUUGUUAAGUACUAGUGUACUUGUUGCAAAAGAUNCUGUUUCAACGUCGAGAUUUCUUGAUAAUAAAUUUAAAGCAAUGCUUGACUUUAUAUGUUCUAAAGAUCAUCCGAUCGGAGAAAUGCACAAACAUAACGAUUAUUGUCUCCGUUCUAAGAAAGUAGACCGUAAAAUUGUACUUAGAUGUCGGUUUGGAUUUCUUUGUCCCGUCACUGAAGCAUUGACUAUAAGAAAUGUUAUAAGUUCGAUAGCAGAUAAAUCACCAUUACGAUUAUACGUUAGUGGAGAAGGUGGUACAGGAAAAAGUUUCUUAAUUAAAACUGUUAAAUAUUGGAUAAAACAAUAUCUCAACAAAGAUACUGCUAUAGCAGCUCCUACUGGUAUUGCAGCGUUUAACGUUGACGACUUGACAGUUCAUAGACUAUUCCAAUUACCUGUUGAACAUGGUGUUAUUCCUAAAUAUAAACAAUUAUCUGAUCACGUAUUAAAAGUUUUACGAGCAGAUUUGCAAGAUGUUAUUCUUAUUGUAAUUGAUGAAGUGUCAUGAUAUCUAAUGAUAUCUAAUUUGACUUUAAUGUACAUUCAUCUUUGAUUGUCUCAAGUAUUUGACACUACUGAUACUGAUGAUGGUUGGUUCGGUGGAAACCACAUCCUUCUAUUUGGGGAUUUGCUUCAAUUACCACCUGUACACGAUGAUGCUGCUUUUGUGCGUUUAUCAAAAGAAAAAGUUGCUAAGUAUCUCGGUUCGAUAGAAGUCAUUAACUUGUGGACUACAUUGUUUGAUUACGAUGAAUUAACAAUCAUUAUGCGACAAAAAGAAGAUGAAUCUUAUUACGAGAUAGUAUCAAAAAUUCGUAUUGGAUUAGUGACUGAGUCUGAUUGUAAAAUCCUUCAAACUAGAAUACUAUCGUUUAAAGGUGUAUCUACAAAAUCUAAAUUGAACGAAUUAUCAAUGCUAAAUCAAAUUAAUGCGAAAAAAAUAAUAUUAAUUGCAGAAGAUACGAUAGAUUGCACNCGUUUUGUACGAAAAAAAGUUGCAAAACUAUUGUCAAAUCAUGAAGAUGAUACUUCAAGAAUAGCCGGACUUGCAAAGAGAAUUGAUAUUAAAAUUGGAGCAAANGUUAUGAUAAGACGUAAUAUUGAUGUUAGCAAAGGUCUUGUAAAUGGUACAAUAGCUAAAGUAAUUUCUGUUGUUAAGGAUAUAUCAAGUGAAAAUGUAGAAAAAAUAAAUCUUCUUUUGCCGUCAAGUAAAGAAGUUUNAAUUGAGAGAGUAAGUGUUAAAUUUUGUGUAAUUGAAAGAGCGUAUGUUAUUAGAAAACAAUUUCCAUUGUCUUUGAGUUAUGGAAUUACUAUUCAUAAGAGCCAAGGAUUGAGAUUGAAGAACGCUAUAAUAGAUGUAGGCAAUUCUAUUUUCAAUCCUGGUCAAAUUUAUGUUGCAUUGUCUCGAGUAACAUCUCUAGAAGGAUUGUAUUUAAUUAAUUAUGAUCCUUCAUCUGUAAAAGCUA